Messenger RNA from Myotis brandtii (Brandt's bat), 3877 nucleotides. RefSeq names its product KIAA1211 ortholog (gene CRACD). The transcript is spliced from 13 exons. Bases 227 to 3844 code for a protein of 1205 amino acids. The record is from RefSeq and is a predicted model, not a curated record. Gene Ontology annotation, biological process: maintenance of gastrointestinal epithelium; negative regulation of barbed-end actin filament capping. Lineage: Eukaryota; Metazoa; Chordata; Mammalia; Chiroptera; Vespertilionidae.
UCUUCUCCCAGAGGCUCUGGCGGUGGGUUUCCUGGCGCGAUCACGCCCUUUCUUGCAGAGAGUUCACAAGGGUGGUGAUUCCCAGGCUUUCUCGAAAUGUACCUCAUUUUCUGGCACACUUACCACUGAGGGUGAAUUCUCCUUUUAACAAGAAGAAAAUUCUGGUGGAGAGCUACCAACAAGGACAGGACGUGUGGCUGUUACGGUAGUAACAUUUAACAAAACCAUGGCCAUGGAGGAAAUUAAACUCACACAGAAUGUCCAUAAUGAGGCUCUGAGUGCUGAUGUUUCAGACAAGAAGAAGGGAGGCAAAUUCCAGCCUUUUAAGAAGUUGUUUGGCAAAAGGAAAAAGAAAGACACUUCGAUUUCCCGGGAGGCGGAGGCAGGAAGGAAGAGCCACUCUCCCCAGAGCGUCAGCAAUGGCACCUUCUCUUCUGAUGAGGAGACCCUGGAGGACAGCCUAAGGUCCUUCAACUAUUCUAUGGGAGCCCGGGCGUUUUCCCAUGACAGUAUUUUUAUCCCUGAUGGGGGAGCAGAAAGUGAGCAGACAGUUCAAGCAAUGUCACAGGACAACAUCCUGGGCAAAGUCAAAACUCUUCAGCGACAGUUGGGCAAGAGCAUCAAGUUUGGGCAGCCGCCGCCCAGUGCCACUCCCAUGAAGAGGGCAGACAGCGGGGAGGCCAGCCUAGAAGGGGACCCGCUCCUGGCCAGUCCCAUGGAACCUGUGACUCAGCAGGACCUCAUCCUCCCAGACGCCGAGAACAAAUCUAGUGACACGCCAAGUUCUCCGAGUCCUCCGAAUCCGCCGGGAGCCAGAAGUGAGAUGGAAGAGAAGGCAGCUCCAGCUAAACCUUCUCGGCCAAAAAGGCACUUCUCUUCUGCUGGCACCAUCGAAAGUGUCAACCUGGAUGCCAUCCCCUUGGCCAUCGCUCGCUUGGACAACAGUGCCGCCAAGCACAAACUGUCCGUUAAGCCAAAAAACCAGAGGGUGUCAAAGAAGCACAGGCGACUUGGACUUGCCGGGGCUCGACCAAAUGAACAAGGCGGCCUUCCGAGCCAGCUGUCCCUGGACCAGAACGGACACCCUGGAGAAGACAAGCUGAUGUGGCACGAAGAGGAGCCUGAGCCUCUGGACGCCGAGGAAGAGAAGAGGUGCCAGGAAGAAUACUGGCGAGAACUGGAGGCCAAGUGCAAGCGGCAGAAGGCGGAGGCAGCCGAGAGGAGACGCCUGGAGGAGCAGAGGCUCCGGGCCCUGGAGCAGCGGCUUUGGGAAGAGAACCGCAGGCAGGAGCUCCUGGAGGAGGAAGGAGAGGAACAAGAGGAAGAGGAGGGAGAACCACAGCCAGUGGCAGGGAAGAGGCAGUGCACAGAGGAAAGGCGGAGGCUGGAUGAACAAGGUAGCCCAGCCCCAGAGUGCAGGGAGCCAGAGGAAGGCGGGCCCCAGGAAGCGGGAGAGCAGGAGACCCGGGAGGAAGAGGCUGAGCGGCUGCAGAGCCUCGCGCACCAGGAGCUGGAGGCGCGGAGCAGACAGGAGGCGGAGAAGCGGCGGCAGGAAGCAGAGGAGAGAGAGUUGAAGGAACUCAGGAGACUGGAGGAGCUGGAGGAGCAGAGGCGGCGGGAAGCGGAGAAGCAGCGGUUGGAGGAAGAGGAGAGGAAGAGGCGGGAGGAGGAGGAGGAGCAGCGGCUGCGGGAGGAAGAGGAGAGGAAGAGGCGGGAAGAGGAGGAACAGAGGCUGCGGAAGGAGGAGGAGGAGAGGAAGAGGCGGGAAGAGGAGGAACAGAGGCUGCGGAAGGAGGAGGAGGAGAGGAAGAGGCGGGAAGAGGAGGAGAGGAAGAGGCAGGAGGAGGAGGAUCAGAGGCAGCGGGAGGAAGAAGAGAACCGGACGAAGGACCUCAGAAGGCGGCAAGAGGAGGAGGCAAGGAGAAGGGAAGAGCUGAGAAAAAGGCAGGAGGAAGUGGAGGCGCAGCGGCGGCGGGAAGCGGAAAGGGAGCCCCAGGGACCACGGAGAGGGGAGGACAGUGGGCUGGGGGCGGACGACAGGAGCCCGCUUCAGACGGCCUGUGCAGGGGAACCAGAGCUCCUGAAGCCGGAGAAGCAAAGAGAGAACGCCGAGGCACCAAGGGCCUGCGGGAAGCAGAGUCCCGAGGCUGAGCCCUCCGGAGAGCCGCAGGCGCAGCGUGGGGAUGCUCGCGGGCAGGAUGGGUGUGCAGGCCCGGAAGAGAGAGGCGAAGCCCGGGAUGAGCCCGCGCCCCGGGGCCGCUGUGACUCCCGGGGGACCCUCCGGAAGACCCCGCCAGGAAACGCCAAGUUCUCGAUCAUGCCUGCCUGGCAGAAGUUCUCGGAUGGGGGCGCAGAGACCUCCAAACAGAGCGCGGGAGCUGAAAGCACGAGAAAAAGGCCCGGGCUGGGAGCCAGCGACCAGACAGCGCCCCCGCCCCUGGCUGCUGAGAGCGAUGAGCCCCAGAAAGGCCCAGAGAAUGUGGGGGCGCGCCAGGAGCCAGCAGACACCACCGAGGGCUGCAAAUUUGCCAAAGACCUUCCAUCCUUCCUUGUUCCGAGCCCUCCGUACCCUCCGCAGAAAGCGGUGGCCCAGGCGGAGCCCGUGACCGCGUCGGGCAGUGAGACCGCCGGUGGCGCGGGAAAGCCGGACCCCGCGUUGCCAGGUGGGGAGGAAAAAGCCUCCUCACCUUUUGGAAUAAAGUUGAGAAGGACCAACUACUCCUUGCGCUUCCACUGCGACCAGCAGGCAGAGCAGAAGAAGAAGAAGAGGAACAGCAGCGCUGGGGACAGUGCAGAGGGGGGGCCGCCGGCACCAGCGUGCACGGAUGGAGAGAAGGCGGCAGAGGGUGCACCGGCCCUUAAGCAUGGCCCAUCCCUCCCCGCAGAGAGCAAGCAAGGCCCCGGCAGCUGGAAGGACUUUGCCAUAAGCCCUUCCAGCCCCCCUCCCCCAGCCCAGCCUGGACCCCCACCGGUCAGCAGCCAGACCCCUGCCCCGGAGCACACCAAGGCAGCAAACAGAAUGCCCAUGGCGCAGAAGCCAGCCCUGGCGCCCAAGCCCUCCGGUCAAACGCCACCGACCUCCCCGCUCUGCAAGCUGAGCAGGCCCUACCUGGUAGAGCUGCUGGCUCGGCGGCCGGGGAAGCCUGACCCGGAGCCCAGUGAGCUGUGCAAGGAGGGCCAGGAGCGCCGUGAGCCUGGGCCACCCUCGCCACCACCUCCCAGGAGGGAAGAGAAGGAAGAGGUGGAAGCAGAGAGGAAAGCUGCUGCCCCCGCUCUGUCUGCAGCCCCACAGGAGAAGCCUCCCCAAACGCCCGAGGCCGGGAGGAAAGAAAAGCCGGUGCUUCAGAGCAGACACUCUUUAGAUGGCUCCAAACUUGUGGAGAAAGUUGAAACCGCGCAGCCACUGUGGAUAACGUUAGCCCUGCAAAAGCAGAAGGGGUUUCGGGAGCAGCAAGCGACUCGAGAGGAGAGGAAGCAAGCGAGGGAGGCCAAACAGGCAGAAAAGCUCUCCAAGGACAACGUCAGUGUCAGUCCACAGCCAGGAAGCAGCAGUGUCAGCAGAGCUGGAUCCCUGCUCAAGUCCAUGGCUCAUCCAGAAGACAAGAAGCCGGAGACAGCAGGGUCCAGGCUUGAGCGCAGAGAGCAGCUGAAAAAGGCCAACACCCUUCCCACAUCUGUGACAGUGGAGAUCUCUGAUUCGCCUCCCCCAGCGCCACUGGUGAAAGAAGUCACAAAGAGGUUUUCCACCCCAGAUGCUGCUCCCGUGUCAACAGAACCAGCCUGGCUGGCUUUGGCCAAAAGGAAAGCCAAGGCCUGGAGCGACUGCCCACAGAUUAUUAAGUAAAGAGUGACUCUUCUCCAUUCCUAUUCCCAGUUA